Molecule: messenger RNA, 450 nt
Organism: Rhagoletis pomonella (apple maggot)
Lineage: Eukaryota; Metazoa; Arthropoda; Insecta; Diptera; Tephritidae
Exons: 2
Coding region: 2-382 (126 amino acids)
Source: RefSeq, a predicted model, not a curated record
AAUGCGUAUUAAUAUCGACGCGUUUAGAGAGCUCCUUAUAAGGACAAGAACAAUGUAUUUGACUGAAUACGAAUGGUACUACAUGCCUAGCAGCGUGCAUAAAAUAUUGAUGCAUGGGUGUGAGGUUAUUGAGUAUUUCGAUCUACCAAUUGGCAAUUUUUCAGAGGAAGCUCUGGAAGCUUUACAUAAACACAUACGUAUCGUACGAUAUGAUCAUACACGUAAAACUGCUCGGGAGCAUACAAACAGAGACUUGAUGUCAUACUUAACAAUAUCAUCAGAUCCUGAAGUAGUUUUUAAAAGGAGUGCUAUCCCAAACAAAAAUGCAGUUUAUACAAUGGACGAGCUGGAAGAGUAUUUAGUCGAUGCUGAAGAAACUUAAAAGUAAUAAGUACCCUUCAGUCAACUCAAUUAGUUUUAUACUAAUCAAAUACUAGUCAGCCACACGGC